Hyla sarda is the source of this 2198-nucleotide messenger RNA. It is a transcript of the gene SNX15, whose product is annotated as sorting nexin 15. Bases 116 to 1144 code for a protein of 342 amino acids. The transcript has 8 exons. NCBI's taxonomy places the organism in Eukaryota, Metazoa, Chordata, Amphibia, Anura, Hylidae. The record is from RefSeq and is a predicted model, not a curated record. Gene Ontology annotation, molecular function: phosphatidylinositol binding.
CUUGAUACGUAAGCGCUGGCUGGCACUGUGCAGGCGUCGCGCAUGCGCGUUCACGUCACGUGAGGCUUUGCUUUCUUAAAGGGGCAGAAGUGACAGCAACAUCGCUCCUAUAAUAAUGUCCCGUGCUGUCCGGGAUCAGUAUGAUCGGAGGUAUCACGUGACCGAGACCCGGACUAAUCCCAAGGGGUAUACAGAAUACAAGGUCACUGCUGAAUUUAUAUCAAAGAAGAACCCUCAGGAUGUUAAAGAGAUUGUGGUUUGGAAACGCUACAGUGAUUUUAAGAAACUUCAUGGAGAACUCUCAUAUACGCAUAGAAAUCUCUUCCAGCGCACUCAGGAAUUCCCUCCAUUUCCCCGUGCUCAGGUUUUUGGACGUUUUGAAGCUCCUGUUAUAGAGGAACGGAGGCAAGCUGCAGAAGAUAUGCUGAGGUUCACAGUAAACAUCACCGCCCUCAAUAAUAGUCCACAACUAAAGGAGUUCUUCAGGGCAGCAGAAGUUGCAAUGCGAUCAGAUGGUCCGGACUCGGGGGAUACAGUAGUGUUGCCUCCACCUUUAAUCCCAGAACCAGUAAGAAGCUCUUCUAUAGAAAUAAAAGAAGAGUUCGACAGCUUUGAUGAGACAGAGACACCAGUGUUGUCUGAAGUCAAUGAAACCAUCAGUAGGGCUGAACCAAGUCAGUUUGAUUUACUGUUUGAGCUGACUGAAGAUUUGGACCAGACAAGAGAGGAAGAGACAACAAAUGCAAUUCCAGCUCCAAAAACAUUGGCUCCUAAUGACCUGGCACUCUUUGACCCUUGCUAUGCAGAAGAUGGUGGAUCGCUAGAGACCGAGUCCUCUUUGAACCUGCUGUCUUUGCGGUGUGAAGUAGAGGAGCUGACUCCUGCCCUCCCGAUCACUGAAGAAGACGGAGCAUUGUAUCUUUCACAAGCGACCGCUGAAGUCCAGAAGGCAAUGGAGAGCGAGUCAGCUGGAGACUACCCAGAAGCCUUCAGACUCUUCAGGAAUGCUGUGGACAUUUUGUUAAAAGGAGUAAAAGAUGACCACCGUCCUGACAGACGAGAUGCUGUGAGAUGCAGAACAGCUGAAUAUCUUCAUCACGCAGAACAAAUUUUUCAGGAUCACAUGGGUGGAAACACUAAGUGACUUGUGCUAGUACAGAAGAGAUAAUAUAUAUAUAUUAAGAGAAGAAAAUGGUGCACUUUCUAUCGUGAACCGAGUGCUUCCAAUACUAUUUUAUUUUCUUCCUCAGUUGCCCGCCCAUCACCAUUGAAAACCUCUUGGACACUUCUCCUACCGUCUGCAUGCUUUUGGGCUUGGACAUUUAUUUCAUAGGAAUGUUACCUGGUGAUACUUGUUUGCGUCAUAACUGGAACAGAAAAUCCUGUUUAAAGUGUCUGAAACCAAAUGAAAAAAGCACAAUAUGCGUUUUUUACAUUCCCACAGGGGGACUAAAAUCUAAUAUUAUUAUAUUUCAUUUUUUUAUUUUAUGUUUUUUAAGAGAAGCAUGAGGGAUCUGACUUCAUAUGAGGGGGUGUAACAAUGUAUCACAGCCUUAUUGUAGAUGGAAAAUCAUCAGUUCAUAUGGAUUCUCUGUUUCAUGUGAUCUCUUUAGCUUCUAGAAGUUUCUGCUAAAAUUACAUUUCUUGAUGGCCAAGACAUUUUUUGACCGCCCAGAACAAUUCAUAUAAGACAAUUUAAAUCUGCCAUGUUAAUAUCCAACGCACUUGUAAAUGUGUACAUUUUGCACAAAUACAUAUUUAAAGAAAAUUUUUAAAAACUCUUAUGCCUCAACCUGUGAAGAGAAUUUACCCCAACAUAAUAUAAUAAAUGUUCUGGUUAUUUCAGCAUUGAUUGCUAAUUACUAUGGGCAAUGUGAAUUUGUUCUGAAGUUACAAUGCUUUCAACUUGCAAUGUUCAUCCCAGACCAUUACUCUAUGGGAACCUAGUCAAUGACAAAAGAAAAAGAAAGCAGAAACCUAAUACAUAUAAAAACAAAUUAGCUGCUGGAAGCUGCAAUCACUUGUAGAGGACAGAAACAACUUUAGGGUUUACAAUACACAUUGUGGAUCAAAAAAAUAUAGAAGUCCAACACAGUAGAAAAAGAGUCCGGCACUGCUGCUAAUACUAGCAUCCAUUAGCUAGACGGUAAUGGCUACACCAUUUGGGACAUAGACUGGGGUGCAUUCCACAGAAAUCA